Messenger RNA from Rana temporaria (common frog), 6522 nucleotides. It is a transcript of the gene TRIM67, whose product is annotated as tripartite motif containing 67. The transcript is spliced from 10 exons. Lineage: Eukaryota; Metazoa; Chordata; Amphibia; Anura; Ranidae. Bases 167 to 2380 code for a protein of 737 amino acids. The record is from RefSeq and is a predicted model, not a curated record. Gene Ontology annotation, molecular function: zinc ion binding; protein binding.
UGUUCUUUAUUGUCUAUGUUGUGCUGUUCCCUCGGUUGCCUGUGAUCUUUGUAGAGCUUUAUUGAGUGGGUCUGGCCCUGUCUAUUCUCAUGACAUCAGUGUAUGUAAAGGAGAGGCUAUAGAAGAAGACCCCCCCCCCCCCCCAACACACACACACAUACCAGCCAUGGAGGAAGAGCUGAAAUGCCCGGUUUGUGGUUCCUUUUUCCGGGACCCGCUGAUCCUGCCUUGCUCACACAACGUAUGCCUGCCCUGUGCCCGCACCAUUGUAGUGCAGACCCCAGAAAGCGAGCACCUACCUCAUGCUGCCAGGCCCAUGAUGCUGAUGGGAGCAGACUACGAUUACCCGGAAUACCUGGAUAAGAUGAGCCUGCACAGCGAGACAGACAGCGGAUACGGCUCCUACACCCCCAGCCUCAAGUCACCUAAUGGGGUUAGGGUGCUGCCUCCGGCUCCUGCUCCAAGCUUAGGGGCCUCGGCUGGAGCCUCCUCCCGGGGUCUACAUGGCAGCCUGUGUAGUUUUUCCUCCAUCACCUGUCCGCAGUGUCACCGCAGCGCCUCCCUGGAUGAGAGGGGACUGCGGGGCUUUCAGCGCAAUAGACUGCUGGAGACAAUAGUGCAGAGAUAUCAGCAGGAACGCGGGGCAGCGCAGGCGGACGCAGAGGGCAGCGGAACGCUGGAGGCGGCUGGAGGACUGAGCCAUGCUAGGUGUCAGCUGUGUGACACCAACCCAGCAGAGGCCGCGGUGAUGUGUGAGCAAUGUGAUGUGCUUUACUGUUCUUCCUGCCAGAAAAAGUGUCACCCCACCAGAGGACCCUUCGCCAAGCACAGGCUGGUGUCACCUGCUCAGCUAGCACCUUCCAGCUUUAAUAGACUAAAGCCGCUCUGCACAGCUGUAGCACCACCCAACUUCAUUAGAAAAUUCCCAACCUGCACCGACCAUGAGCUGGAGAACUACAGCAUGUAUUGUCUGCAUUGUAGGACACCUGUGUGCUACCAGUGUCAGCAGGAAGGAAAGCAUGCCAAGCAUGAGAUGAAAGCACUGGGGAUUAUGUGGAAGCAACACAAGUCUCAGCUUUCCCAGGCUUUGAGCGGAGUUUCUGAUAAAGCAAAAGAAGCGAAAGAAUUCUUGGUUCAAUUGAAGAACAUUCUUCAACAAGUCCAGGAAAAUGGUCUGGAAUAUGAAGCAUGCUUGGUUGCUCAAUGUGAUGCUCUGGUUGAUGCAUUAAACCGUCAGAAAGCGAAAUUGCUUACCAAAGUCACAAAAGAACGUGAACAUAAAUUCAAGGUUGUCUGGGACCAGAUAAAUCAUUGUACGCUGAAACUGCGCCAGUCGACUGGGCUGAUGGAAUAUUGCCUUGAAGUCAUCAAAGAAAAUGAUCCCUCUGGUUUCUUACAGAUUUCAGAUGCUUUGAUAAAACGAGUACAAGGCUCUCAAGAACAGUGGGUAAAAGGUGCUCUGGAACCCAAAGUCUCUCCUGAAUUUGACCUCACAUUGGACAACGAGCCUUUGUUGCAGGCCAUUCACCAGCUGGAUUUCAUUCAGAUGAAAUUUCCCAUUACAGUGCCCCCAGUACCAUUACUGCAACUGGAGAAAUGCUGCACUAGAAAUAACAGUGUCACUCUAGCAUGGAGAAUGCCACCCUUUGCCCACAACCCUGUAGAUGGAUAUAUUCUUGAACUGGAUGAUGGAGAUGGAGGCCUAUUUAGGGAAGUUUACGUGGGAAAAGAAACUCUGUGCACCAUUGAUGGCCUUCACUUUAAUAGCACGUACAAUGCAAGAGUCAAGGCCUUUAACUCAUCAGGGCUUGGACCUUAUAGUAAAACAGUAGUUUUGCAGACAUCUGAUGUGGCAUUUUUCACAUUUGACUCGAAUACUGCACAUCGGGAUAUUGUACUGUCCAAUGACAACAUGACGGCCUCUUGUAGCAGUUACGAUGACAGAGUUGUUUUGGGCACAGCUGCAUUCUCCAAGGGAGUUCAUUACUGGGAGGUACAAGUUGACAGAUAUGAUAACCAUCCUGAUCCAGCAUUUGGUGUUGCCAGAAUUAAUGUGGUAAAAGAUAUGAUGCUUGGAAAAGAUGACAAAGCCUGGGCUAUGUAUGUAGAUAAUAAUCGAAGCUGGUUCAUGCACUGCAACUCUCAUACUAAUCGAACGGAAGGAGGUGUAAGCAAAGGAACCACAGUUGGCAUACUCCUUGAUCUUAAUAAACACAUACUAAUAUUUCAUAUUAAUGGCAAGCAGCAAGGACCUGUAGCCUUUGAGAACAUUGAUGGUGUGUUUAUGCCAGCAAUUAGUCUCAACCGAAAUGUACAAGCUACUCUCCAUACAGGCCUGGAAGUGCCAUCAAUCUUUAGACAAAGCAAACCACCAAGUUGAAUCUGUUCUCUUUUCAAUGGUGCAGAAUUUUUACAUUUCUCUGUUUAUAAGUGGGGUAUCAUUAUCAUGCAGGGCUUAAGAUUUUAAAGUGGCCAUUUCACCCACAUUGUUCAUAGUUUUCAUGUAAUGUUUACGUAACAUCCUUAGAUUGCCUAUGUUGAAGGAAAUGCCAACAUCGUUGUUUGUGAAACAUGGGAAAUGAAAAGGCUGUAGUAUGCAAUUAAAACAAAAAUAUGCUAAAUGAAGGCAAAGUUUAGAAAAAAACAUGUAUUAAGAUCACAAUGCAAGGAAGAAAAGCAUGGUAUUCCUUAGGAUAUUAACAUUGCGUAUGUAUGUAAAUAUUAAUGAACCAAGUCUACACAAAUCUUUUCCUGGCAGUGACAGUAUCGAGUAUAAAGCAAGGCAGGAGUAAGGGGACUACCACUCCUUUCCCAGUCACACUACUCAGUAGGCUUUUCUAUUGUUUCAGGUUUUUUUUUAGAAAUUAUACAAUUCUCUUGGUUCCUGGCAAAUAACACACAUUUACCCAGUGGCAUAUGGAAAGCAUAUACCUUUUUGCCCAAAUUGUUAAAUAUUAAAAGUAGUUAAUUAUUUAAAAAAUGAAUAGGAAGAUAAUUUGUUAGUUUGUGUAGUUAGUGAUUUAAUGUUAUGUCUUUAGAGGCUGUGGAACUAUAACUGAGAAUUGGAAAGCAGCCUUUGGUGCUAAACUGUUCUCAAUGACAUGUACAAGUGUUUAUCUUUUGCCUGAAGGACCAUGGGAUGAUUCCAGGACAUGGAGGACCUGUGCUGUCUUACAGGCAUCCUUAAAUACAGGGUGACUUACUUCUGACAUAAGUCUAUACAGGGUUAUUGCAACCUUUCCAAGAAAGAUUUUCAACAGUGAAAGGAAUGUGUUGAUGUAGUGACUGACUUCAUAUAAACCUACAAGUGCUAACACAACACUAUAUGUAAAUAUAUAAAGUAAUUCAUGUUUUGUGCAUCAAUUAAGUGUGCUACAAAACACAAAAAUUCAUGCCAUUCUCUUAAAUUGUUAUGUUAUAAAAAAAAAUUAACAUUUACAUCUGUCAGAGUCACUGAUUCACCAACUGAAAGCUUCAUGUUUCAGUCAUCACAGUUUAAAUUAACUACAAAAUGCAGAAAGCAGUAAUGUACAGUAAAUCAGGUUAACCUAUCGAACAUCAGAUUUCAUCAGUUUGACUACAGUAUACUAUUGGUUGUCACAGGUUACUCAUGUUUGUGCCCUCUACUAAGAUAAGGACAAUUCUAAUCAAAAUGUCAAAGCAUUUACCUUCCAGUGAUGUCUUUAUCUUAAAGCUAAACUCCAGGUAGAUAUGAAAAAAAAUAAAAAUAAAAAUGCAUUCAUUAAGAUUUAUUACAUCUAAUUAGUAAAAAGUAGGUACCUGGAUUUGACAUGGCAUUAGUCUCUUGUAAUGGCCUAUACAGUAGAUGUGGACUAAUUUAGAGAGUCAGGGGCAGUUCUAUUGGCCAAUCAGGUGUGCUGCAGUAUACUCUAUAUGUACUAACAAGAAAUAUGAGUAUACUGGAGGAGAUGAGGAGAGUGCAGGGAAAUGGGCAGUCUUUUGCUGCUCUUUGCCUGUGCAGUCACAGGAUAGGGCAGGGAGGUGGUUCAUCUGGUUCCUUAACCGCUGCAGAGAAAAUGCAGGUCACCAGCCUAGCAGAACUGUGUAACAUUUUGGGACUGGAAUAUAUGGACAGAAAUACAGAUAUUUUAGUAGGUAAAAAGCUCUUAUAUAGGUAUAUUAUCUAUGUAGGCGUGCCUAAUGUUCAGUAAUAAGGCACCUCUAGGCCAGUGUUUUGAAUAACAAGGUUAGGGGGGUAAUAUAAAGCCAAAAAUACAGCUAAUUGUGGUUAAAUUAUAACAUAUUUCUAUAACCUAGCCAUUUUGGACACUUGUGAGUAAAUCCAGCAAAAGGUAUUGGGUGUAAUGGUUAUUAAGAGGUACUACAAGGCGUUCACUAGCUCAAGCAAUGUACAGUAUACCUACUUUCCCUUUCCCUUUUUUCUUGUUUGGUGGACUAUACAUUUAAAGAGUAGCAGUACAUAUAGAGCAGACAGCAUGCUGCCACUUGUUGUACAUUCAAGUUUCAGCUUUGAAAACAUAAUAAUGAGAUUAAAGGAGUUGAGCGUGUACAGUGGGUAGGUGUCACUUUAGGCAAAGGAUGUCUAUAUAACACUUGUAUUACUUCACCAUAACAGGGCUGGAUCAGGAGAUGUAUUUUCUUAUCCCUUUAACCCCACAAAAAUUUUCAUUAUAAGGUGCCCCAUAUGUUCACUUUUCUGGCAAAAGCAGCCUCACUCUUACUAUAUGGUUAUGACAAUCUGAUGGUGUGAGUACAGCCACUUUGCACAUAGCUCAACUCAUCAUGAAGUAAUAAGUAAUUGUGAACCAAAAUGUCAUUUUAAAAUGGAUUAAAGAUGCGUAGGGGGAAAUUAUUUUUAAAAAUAAUAAGGUUACGGUUUAACUUAAAGAGUAUCCCUGCUCAAUGAUAAGCUUAAAAUUGGGGACAGAAGGAUAGGGAAUUGCUGAUUUAAUGAGAUGAUAAUUAAGAGGCUUCUUUUUGAUGUUAAUAGAACACUAGUUUACUUUUUCGCUAUCACAAUUAUAGGAUAAUGGAAAAAGCAUGUAACAUAGAUGCCAUUAUACAAAGAAAUUUUAUGAAAUUUACACUUUUUUAAAUAGGCAUGAUAUAAUGUCAAAUAUGCCAAAGAAGUAUAACUAGAGAGGACAUUAUUAGUAGAAGCAGUUAGCAAUAUAUUGGCCAUAAUUAAAAUUUAAAGACAAACUACGGGCAGAUAUAAAAUACACAAAUUAAUGUUGCUGGGUAUCCAAUAAUAAGUUAGUAAAUGUAUUUAUGUUGAUGCAGCUAGCUUAAGUAACUGAAUUUGACUUGGCAUCAACUUGUUGCUGUCCCUUAAACAGCAGAAGAACAUGCUAAUAGAAGAAAAGAUUUAGCAGAAUGGUGUGCUUAAAAGUCUGCAGACCAGGAGAAAGACAGAACACCACUGUAUUCCAUAAAUAUAGGUGAUGUCAUGUGGUUGUGUUGUAUGUUGGGCUUUGUAAAUCUUAGGCCUGGGUGGAUACAAAUAAAAAUGCUCAAUGGGUAAUAUAUGUAUUUGAUUUGUGUAUAUAGCUGUUUGCCUGGAGUUCAACUUUAAGAUAUAGAUAAUAUAAUUGGUGCAUAGGACACAAAAAGAAAGAUAAAAAUGAACUUAUGUUUUUAUUUAUUGCAUUAAAAAAGCAUAUUGUAGCAUAACCAAACAUUUUAAAGUAAGUGGAUAUGUAGUUGGUUUGCUUGUGUAAGAAGGAUACAGAGACUAUAUACGGUAUAAACUGUGUUGGGAGAAUAGCUGUUUCUCCAAUUGCCAAAGCUAUAUGAGCUUGUAUGUGUGCACUUCAUGAAAUUUUUAAAUGGCAUUACAAUGGGGAGACAUCUCUGCAGUAAUUUAAUGUUUUAAUAAUCUAUUGCCUUUAUAAAUGUUAUAAUGGUAAGAGUGGUGUCAUUUAGAUUGAGAACUACUUUAAUCUUUAUGGUGGUUGUGGAAUAGGAUAGGGAAGUGUUUCCCAAAGUAUGGGACUACAUGUAUUUACACAGGUGUGGCUUACACAGGCAGAUCACUCAUCAAGAAUGGUGGUAGUGAGAGAUCUACCGUUGCUUUUUUGUGUUUUGUGCUACUGGUACACACCUCCAAUAUUUCUUUCUGACAAUGCAUACAAACUGCUCUGUGUCGUAAAGAGAUCUACAGUAUAUCGUUUUAUGUAGAGGCUGACAAUAUUGCUGAGUGUGAUAACCAACACUGUCACUGUCACUCUGCAGUUAAACCUUACUCUGCAUUGCUUUUAAAUAUCGGGCUGUGUUUGACAGUCAUAUCAUGGUGAGACCCAAAUGGAACUAUAAAUUUCACUGUGAAAUUGUUACAAUUUGUUUCUGCUUGAAAGAACUCUUGGAUCAUUUUAUUUUACCAAAAGUUGCAAGGACUAACUGCUCGUUUAUGUCCAAGGGUACAGCAAUUUUAUUUUCCCGAUCUUUCUCUUACACAGGCUCCUUUACACCAGUGGUUCUCAACCUCAGUCCUCAAGUACCCCCAACAGGCCAUGUUUGAAGGUUUUCCUUUAUCUUGCA